CUGAGACAAAACUGAAAGCAAGUUUCACGUGAAGACGCCUGAAGAGAAGCAGAGACGAUUACAGACGUUUUGGAUCUCAGACGACUGCAGACAUACAGAGCAGAAUCUCCAGAGCUCAGCUAUGUGUCUAUGAAGAGCAAUGACUCAGUGAUUCACCCUCCUGUUCUCAGUAAUGAAGGGUCUAGUACUGACCUGAGCCUGCAGACAUUAAAUGCAGAACCUCCAGAGCCCAGCUGUGUGUCUAUGAAGAGCAAUGACUCAGUGACUCAGCCACCUGGUUUCAGUAAUGAAAGUACCAGUACUGACCUGAGUUGUGUCAAGGAUGUGUCGCUCCAGUCUCAGUCCAAAUGUGGAGUGUGUGAGCAGAUUCAGACAGAUCCAGUCUCUAUCAACUGUGGACACACUUUCUGUAGACAGUGCAUCAACAGCUACUGGAGCCAUUCUGCUGAGUCAGGAGACUUCCCCUGUCCACGCUGCAGAAAGAGGUUUAAGACACGUCCUGUUACACAUCCAUGUUCCAAUACAGAGGAGUCCAUGAAGCCGAAUUACUGCCAUCCAGUGGGUGAAGUUCUGCACAGAGAUCUAGAGAGACACAAAACCAGCAUGAAGAACAGAUAUAAGAGCUUAUUUGAGGGAUUCAAAACACAAGAGAAUAAAACCCUCCUGAACAGGAUUUACACUCAGCUCUACAUCAUAGAGGGAGAGAGUGAAGGAGUGAAUGAAGAACAUGAAGUUUUACAGAUUGAAAAAAAACUCUGGAACCAACACUGUCAAGAUACACCAAUUAACUGUUUAGAUAUCUUUAAACCUGCACAGUGCCCUGUAGGAGAAAUGGAAGAAGAGAGCACCAGAACUGUGAUGGCUGAAGAUGUCAGAUAUGAUGAAAGAGAAGAAGAUAAAGGUCCACAAGUGCAAAAACUCAGAACUGUACUGACUAAAGGCAUUGUUGGCAUUGGAAAAACAGUCUCUGUGCAGAAGUUCAUUCUGGACUGGGCUGAAGAAAAAGCCAAUCAGGAUGUAGAUUUGAUGUUUGUGCUUCCAUUCCGAGAGCUGAACCUGAUUAAAGAUCACCAGUACAGUCUUCUUAGACUUCUGUGUGACUUCCAUCCUGAGCUCACAGACCUGGACACAAAGAUAUAUGAUGAGUGUAAUAUAGUGAUUAUAUUUGAUGGCCUGGAUGAAAACAGAAUUCCUCUGAACUUCUUACAGUCUGAGAACAUGUCAGACAUAACCAAGGUAUCAUCACUGGGUGUGCUGAUGACCAACCUCAUCAAAGGAGAGCUGCUUCCUUCUGCUCACAUCUGGAUAACCUCUCGACCUGCGGCAGCCAAUCAGAUCCCCUCUAAGUACAUCAACCGUGUGACAGAAAUUCAGGGAUUCAGUGAUCCCCAGAAGGAGGAGUACUUCAGAAAGAGAAUCAGUGACCAAGACCAAGCCAACUUCAUCAUCUCACACAUUAAGAGAACAAGGAGCCUCCACAUCAUGUGCCACAUUCCAGUCUUCUGUUGGAUCUCAGCCACUGUGCUUCAGCACAUAAUGAAACAAGGUAUUACAGAAAUCCCUAAAACUCUGACUGCGAUGUACACACACUUCCUGAACACUCAGACAAUCAUGAGGAAUGAGAAGUAUGAGGAAAAUUGUGAGAUAAAUCCAAAGGAUCUCUUGGGAUCCAACAGAGAGUUGCUUCUGAAACUGGCUGAACUGGCUUUCAAACAGCUGAUGAAGGUCAAUGUGAUGUUCUAUGAAGAAGAUCUGAGAGAGUGCAGCAUUGAUGAGUUUCUGGCUGCUCUCUCUGUGUUUCACUGCUAUGUUAGCCAGAAGAUAGAGGAACUGCAGUUUUUAAAGCCAUGGAACACAAAGUGGUCUGACAGAGUUUCUUUGGAAGAGGUGGUAAGAGGAGCUGUGCGUAAAGCCUUAAAGACUGAGAAUGGAAACCUCGAUCUAUUCCUCCGUUUUCUGCUGGGUAUUUCACUAGAGUCCAAUCAACAGCUCUUAAAAGACCUUCUCACUCAAACAGUGAGCAGCUCAGAGACCAUCAGGAAAACAGUUAAAUACAUCAAACGCAUAAUACAAACAGAGGACCUUCCUUCUGACCGAUCUAUUAACUUGUUCCUCUGUCUCACUGAAAUGAAUGACCAGUCUUUAUCCAAAAAUAUUCAGAACCAUCUAAAAUCAGAGGAUUCCUCAAAAAAGAAAUUCUCUUCUGGAGAGUGUUUGGCUCUAGCUUACAUGCUUGUGACUUCAGAGGAGGUCCUGGAUGAGCUCAACCUCAAGAAUUACAGCACAACUCAGAAGGGUUAUUGGAGGUUGAUCCCAGCUGUGAGUAACUGCAGAAAGGCUAUACUAGCUGGCUGUAAACUCACCAUGAACUUCUGUGAAACUCUCUGCUCUGCGCUGAAAUCAACAAACUCACCCCUGAAAGUACUGGACCUCAGUAACACUGGCCUGCAGGACUCAGAAGGGAAGCUGCUCACUGCUGGAUUGAAGAGUUCAAACUGUGUACUGGAGAUUCUCAGUGCUCAAUAUUGA
Molecule: messenger RNA, 2529 nt
Organism: Pygocentrus nattereri (red-bellied piranha)
Lineage: Eukaryota; Metazoa; Chordata; Actinopteri; Characiformes; Serrasalmidae
Product: NLR family CARD domain-containing protein 3-like
Exons: 7
Coding region: 130-2529 (799 amino acids)
Source: RefSeq, a predicted model, not a curated record